This is a messenger RNA of Linum tenue, 1304 nucleotides long. Lineage: Eukaryota; Viridiplantae; Streptophyta; Magnoliopsida; Malpighiales; Linaceae. The record is from the annotation of a GenBank genome assembly.
AGUAGAAAGAAAAGAAUUGGUGAAUGUCUGAAUUUCAUUAUGCUGUUAUUCUGACUAGGGUAUCUAUUUUUCCAGGUUUAUGUUGAGCUGGGUGGCUCAUCAAACGUACAGCAGGAAUGGGUUCUGGGAAUUGGAUUAAGACAGUGAUUAGUUUGAAGAAGGGGAAGAAAGGCCAUUUGAAGCAGUUAAAGGGUUCUUCAUCACCGUCUGUGAAAUCGAAUGGCUUCAAAUCGAAGAAUCUGCAGAACAAAGAUUUGACUACUUUUGCAAAUGGGCAUGGGAAUGAAGAAUUGGCUGCUACUCGCAUUCAAACUGCAUUCCGUGCAUAUAAAGCCAGGAAAGCCUUGCGCCGCCUAAGAGGGACUGUGAAAUUACAGACCCGAACCAAGCAUCAGUCCAUUGUGAAGCAAGCUACUUCCACAUUGAACCACCUUCAUCUGUGGAGCAGCCUGCAGACCCAGAUUAGAACUCGCCGCCUGUAUAUGGUCGCCGAAGGUCGUUCGAGGCAGAAGAAGUUGGAGAAUCAAAUUAAACUCGAGGCAAAACUUCUUGGCCUGGGGGUGGAGUGGAACAGUGGGUGUGAUACAAUGGAGGAGAUUCUUGCAAGAGUACAUCAGAGGGAAGAAGCAGCAGUGAAGAGGGAAAGAGCAAUGGCAUAUGCCUUCUCUCACCAGUGGAGGGCAAACUGUAGCCAGAGCCUUGGUAGCUAUGAAGUUGGCAAGUCCAACUGGGGAUGGAGCUGGACUGACCGCUGGAUCGCUGCUCGUCCUUGGGAGAGCCGUGUCCCUGUGAAGUCCAUUACACCAAAGAAAGCUCAGAACAACAAGCAGGCUAACAAGGCGGCUAGUAAGACUGCAACUUCACCUGCUGCGAAAAUGUCAACAACAGCCUCCAAACCACCAGUGUCCAAUGGAGGUAUAAAAGCCAGGAGAUUAACUUACCCGGUUACUGGAAAACAAGCUACAACACUCCAUGGAAGCAGGAAAGGUGGAAUUGGAGAGGCUAAGAAGGAGCAGCUGGUACUGGCAUCUUAGUGUGUUCUUGUUCUUGUUCUGGUCUCUUUCAUUUAAUUUUGUGAUUAUGAGUUUAUGAGUGGUGUGGUAUUCUUCUGCUUGUGGAUGCGCGGUAUAUAACUGAGAAAGCCUUGAGAGUUUAUUUGGUUCUAUCUUCUUUUCUUCUUCUUCCUAUACACCAUGUGAAAAACAAGAGCUCACUUUGUAUUUAUAUACUGUAAAUAGAUGAUACCAUUUUGUGUUGGAGGGUCCAAUGUUCAUUCAUUUUUACAGAGCUCACUGCAACUUUGA